CACAUUCCUGCCGACGAUUGCCGCUUGACGACCCGGCCUUCCGUAUCCUACAGCUUUGCGCCAAACGAUCCUCGCAACCUCGAAAUUACAUAUCCAACUCGACGCAAGAACUUCCUCGCGAUUGCCCAACCCCAUCGCCGCACCAGCUCCUGACGACGUGCAAUCCUCGCUGCCAGGCUCACAUACACGACCGGCGUGGCAUACGGUCGGCGCAACAACAUGAUGGAAUUGGGCUAGCCUUCUCAGCGGUCUGCAGUGUCUUGGCCAGCCGCCACUCUCAACUGUAACCAGGCCGACCUGAAUGCGACCACCACACAGGAGCUGGUAAUAGUGAUCGCGGAGCCUGGCAACAUGGCUGACAACAAUAGCCCGGCAAGCUGGGGCGAGUUCGACGGGGCAUUCCUCGCUUUCAGUCUCCUGAGCGGCAUUCUCUCGGUCGUCUUCCUCCUGUACUUCAACCGCAUCCUAGGCUCGAUUGUCUCCUCCGUCAUCCGAACUUAUACAUGGCGGAUAUACAAGAUACACGUGGACGUUCAGGCAUUGCAGAUAUCCUUACUUGCUGGGCGUCUCUUCUUUAUAGGAUUCCGCUACCAUGGACAUAACGAAACGAUCCUGAUCCAGCAUGGCCACAUCACUUGGUCAUACUGGCAGCGGCGUGUCAGGGAUGCCAGCAUCUACAAUAAUAUCAAGGAGCCGGCCAGUCCCGCCAACAACGACAAUACGAACCAAGAGAAGAACACGAAACUGCCAUGCCUCAUCAAUGUGGCAGUCUCUGGUGUUGAGUGGUUCGUCUAUAAUCGUAGCGCUGCGUAUAAUUCUAUCGAGAGUGCGAUCAUCCAGAAUUCGAGCACUACCGCCAACUCUGCACACAGCACACAGGCUUCUUCAAAACCGAGUCAAGGACCCCGGCAACGGACUUCGAGGCCGUCAGACCAUGACGGUCCUGCUCAUGAAACGAAGCGUAGCGCACAGGACGAAAAGGCUGCGGUUCCUGAUCUGAAAUUUCAGUCACCAAGCUCAACGUCUAUGUCUCGGGACGAAGGUACGGCCUCCGCCACAAUCGACGACCUUCCGUUUCUCAUCCAGUUGUUUCCCAUACAUUUCGACUGUGACAAGGCUGCCCUAGUCAUGGGCAACCAGAAUACGCGUACUAUCUUGGUGGUCCAAACGCAUACCUUGUCAGGAGAAAUCGAUGCUGCCAGCGCUCAGGGUCCGGAUCCGUAUCGCCAGCUUUUCAAGCUCAACUUCGAGAAGCCCAUUAUACAGAUCAAACCGAAUCGGGAUUUCAAGGAAGACCAACUCACGGGGGCUGUCCGUGCUAAGCAGGAGGCAUUGGGCGAAGACCCUUCACCUCAACGCCCAUUUUUCCGCAGGCAUCGACGUCGGGUUUUAGGCCAGUUGCGGAACCUCGUGCCGUACUGGAGAAAGUCGGUCGAGUCGUUCUCGCUGGGAUCGAGACACGCCGGAACUACCAUUCCUGAUGGGCAGGUUCCAGGGGCACACAAUUGGCAGGGUCUCACACGCUACCUCAACGACGACGAAGAAGACGACAAGCUUAGGUGGGCGUCGCUGGAGUAUGCUGCUGUCGAAACCAUCGUUGAUAGUCCUUCGGCCACACUCACCAUGUUCUGGGAUGUGCCCGGGAAAGUACUGGCUCCGGCCUUGGACAAUAUCCAAUCUACCACCAAUCGUAUUAAUAGUGCCACACCACCCGCCUGGGCUAUCCGCAUCUCCAUCAACGGAGGCACUAUCAACUAUGGCCCUUGGGCGGACAGGCACCGUGCCGAGCUUCAGCGAGUGUUCUUCCCAGGUAUCUGCAAAGACGCGACCCCAGCCCAAAAACUGUCAGUCGGAGAGUUUCGGGUACCUACAGUGUUUGAGGUCUUUGUCGAGUUGGAUGACGAGGUCACACUUCGAAUACCGACACGAGAAGAUUCCAAGAACUGGCGCUGGAGGAAGCACGCCGAUGUGCAAAGGGAACAGCUCCAAGCAGAACGCCAACGGUCAAGUCGACGUAACCAGAAGUCAGCCGCCGCGCCUUCAACGCAGACGCGCCCUUAUGGCUGGCUCGAUGUCAAGAUUGCCCGCAACACAACUGUUUCCUACUCGAUGGAUAUGCUUGCAAGCCCUUCUGGAUACUCGAACGCCGUUAAUAUUGAUAUCCCCUCCACAGAGGUCUCCACCAGUGUCAAUCAUGGCAUUUUGUGGAAGUCUGGUCACCAGCAUAUUUGCUGUGAUCUAUCGGCGCCUUUGAAAUGGAAUGCACUUCGAACCUGGCGCUUUGACAUCGAAAGCGAUGGACUUGAGUUGUAUCUUCUCAGAGACCAUAUCUUCCUGCUCACAGACUUGGUCAACGAUUGGGGAAGUGGGCCGCCAGGGGAGUACUUACUCUUCACACCGUUCCGCUAUAUGCUCACGUUGCAGCUACGUCGCGUCAAGUUGUUCCUCAACGUCAACGAUUUCAACGUCAUUGACAAUCCAGUCGAGCCCGAUGAGAACGCCUUUCUCAUCAUUGAGAGUCCAUCCCUCGCAGUGGAUAGCUGUAUCCCCCUGGAUAGAUUCCGCCCCCAAAGUAACAGCAUCCCCUUCAAUGUGAAUGCAGACUCGCUCACCCUUGCUUUGCACGUUCCUCCAUGGAACACUCAGGCAAGCUUCCUAACAAGAAAGGAAAUUGGUCAUCUGGAGAAUCUAUCUCUUAGCGGCAAAUACCACUAUCUCGCAACCACCUCUCCAGCCAACACCGAUACUCUCUUGUUGAAUCUCAGUGCACAGUCUCUGAACGCACGCAUCCACGGAUUCCACAUACGGUACUUCCUGCAGUUAAAGGACAACUACUUCGGUGACCAUGUCCAUUUCCGGACACUGGACGAAUAUCAAGAAUCACUCCGUUUGGAGACUACCGACCCUGCAGCUGCGGCUGCAACUCGACCGCCGACGAAGAAAUCGAAUGAUCUCGACGUCAUGCUCAACAUUCAAGUAGCUGAUCCACGAGUACUGUUGCCUGCAAACAUUUACUCAUCGCAGCGUCAUCUUGUGAUCGAAACAGCGGUAAUAGCCAUCGACUUGCGCUUCACCAACUACUAUAUGGAUCUGGAGCUCGACGUGAGCCCCUUGAGCCUUUCAGCAGACAUGGAUGCCACUGGAGUUUCGAGUCCGUUCAGCGCAAGCACAAACACCCAGCUCUUCAUCGACGGCUUGAGAAUAUAUGGCCACCGUGUCUUCGGCCUUCCGCCGACUGAGCCUACAUAUAUGUGUAACUGGGAUAUCUCUGUCGGCGCGAUCAGUGGCGAGUGCUCCCCAGAGUUCCUCACGACUCUCAUACAUGGUGGCAAGGCCUUCGGGUUUUCCUUUGAUGAUGACGAGAAUGCACUCGUCCCGUUCUCCUCCAUCGUGGUUUUCGAUGUUACUUUCCUCCGAGUGGCCAUCGAGUCCAUCACGGUAUGGCUGGUCGUGGAUGAGGCAGCAUUUCUAUGCUCAACAAGUUCAAUUCAUGUCAACUUCAACGACUGGGCUCGAACUCACUACUCGAAGCGCGCGGAUAUCAGUAUUCCGAACCUUGAACUGGCUUGCGUUGAUGCGGAAUCUGCCACUCGAAAGAGAUCCCAGGGGAGGUCAAUCGCAAGGACUGAUGCAUUUUUUCGCACCACGGUCAAUUUCGCGCUUGUAGGCAGGAAACAUGACUUUGAGGAGGCUCGCCGGUUGCAGCAGGAGCUUAUUCGCCGACAUGACCAACGGACCCAGAGAACCCAAUUCCUACUGCUAGACGAAUUGCUUGAGCCACUUGUUCCGGAUACGAUCGACCCUGUUGCCCAAAGUGUGCCCAGUGUGCCACAGCCUUUGUCUCCUGACGAUAUCGAGGCUGAGGAGACAUCCUCGACGUCUCCCAAAUCAUCUUGGGAGCCUAAUCAACUUCGCAAGAAAAGCUCAUUUCUCUCACUUUCUAGCACGAGCACCCAGUCCUCAACUCCGGCCAAGUCGAGAGUCCUUCGGGGGCGUGAAAAACCAACUCUGCGCGUGCCUCUGGCGCAGGGCAACAAGUCGCGGCCGUCUGGAUCGACUCGGGACUUCUCCGUCUCUACUGGGCGACAUUCUGCGUUCUAUAGUGCCCAUGGUGACCUUCCCGAAAAGAAAGACCCGCAGCAUAGCACUGUUGCGUUCUCUAGCCUAUAUUUUGAGCCCUAUCUUCCUCUUGACAAUGUUGUUCCAGACUUCAAAGAAACCAUGCUACCUGCCAUGCAAGAACAAAUGAGAGACGGCAGAAGGCGUGGAGAAGGGCAAGACGCCGUUGGCGUGUUCUCGCUGGAAGACAUCGACCCCGAAUCGCUGCCGCAAGAUGUUGCGCAUCAGAGCUUGAUACUCGAGCUGCCGAAUGGGUUGACGGCCUUCUGCAACGCCCAAGCUCUCAGACAUAUCGCAGGGCUCUUGGCAGUGAUGCAACCCACGAACCCAGAAGAUAUUCUCGAUGCGCUACAAGUCUCCUCAAUCACGGACGUCCUCGACUGGCGAAAAGAAAGGGAGGUCAGCGGGAAACUCACCGAUGUCGCAGUGCGGCUACCACAAGCGAACUUCCGCUUCCUCAAUGACACUGGUAAUCAAUCGGAGCUUGAUGACCGCCGGCAGGACCAGUACGACUUGGAUUUACAAUCGAUAUCGCUAGCGAUUCGAUCAAGGUCACAGCCUGACCUUUCGAAAGAGAGCGAGAACGACGUGAAAUCGUCGGUACACUUUCACAUGCAAUCCGCCGAGUUGUCUGCUGCAGAACGCAUUGCUUCGAUUAAUCAGACCCAGGCAGCCGUUGUCACCACAGUUGAUAGGGUUCUGGUCACGCUUGGAUCCAAGGAUGUCACAUACGUGGAUGCAGAGGUUGGUGCUCUACGGACUACCUCAACUUCCGGGAAUGUGGAAUAUCUUGCCUCACUCAUACAUCGGACCAACUGCCUUGCGGAUGAGAUGGGAAAACUUUUCUCAACCACAAUGGCGAAAGCAGAGCACAGAACGCAACAUGUGAUCAGCACGUUGACGGCACAUAUGCAAGCCACCGGCGAUCCAAUUUUCCUAGUGCGGCCAUCAACCAUUCUGCGUGUGGCCACAGAUCAUUUGCGGACGUACGAUUCAUGGAAAAUGAUGAUGAGACUCCGUCAGCUGUGGGCCGUCAUGAAUGCGCAGUCCCGGGAACAUCUCAUCAUAGACUGUCUCAACGGACCUCCCAAGGCAAGCGCUGACUUGCGGCAGCAAGUCACCUCCGCCUUUGAGCGAUGGAGACAGUGGGACUUUGCAAACCUGAGGACUACGAUUCUUCUGGCCGAAAUAUUUGGCAAAGAGUCGCAAGAGCAUGGUAGGGAAAGCCUUCCGCUCUUAGCCGUUGCGAGAGUGCAACAAGCACAACUGGUGCUUGAUCCUGGGCCCAAACAAAAUCACGCUUUCCUUGUCGACCUGACUGUAAGAGUCGAGGACAAAGCUGUUGCCAGCUCGACGAUGCCGAGUUCCGAAACAUCGGUCACCAAUGUCAACAUAUACUGUGGGCAUGCUGGCAUGAAUCUUAAUUGGGAGCUUUGCGAGUUGCUGGAAGAUAUACUGAAACUUUCUAGCGAUACUGAAAUGCUCAAACAAGAAGCAUCGGAAUCAGACGUGCCAGCGACACCAUCCACCGACGGAGUUUCGAGACCCCGAGUGCUCCAUGUCGUCACUGCCAUGGCUCUAGGUUCCAUUGUUUUCGAAACCAUCAAUAUCACUGCAGAGGGUAAAAUGGAGGAACUCAGACUGUCCACGAUCGUCGACACUGAUGCAGGGACACCUCGGAAUGCCAACGCUUUACUCCAGAGCGAUACCGCCACUGUCAAGCUAUGGAGUCAUGCACAGCCGAUUGUAACUUCUCGAUUCGACAGGCCAAGCAUCUACGCAGAUUAUACGGCAAACAAGUCGUCGGAACUUCGCACAGCCCAGGCUAUCAAGCUUGUGGCUAGCAGCGACGACUUCAAACUCGCUGUGAAACAAGACCCCCUCGCGCUCACGGAGAUCGCAGAUAUGGUUGUGCGCGACGAGCUUUCACAGUUGUACUAUCUGCAAAAAAAGUUCCCGAAACGGGCAGCCUCAGGGGCAAACCCGCCGAUGUUGUCGAAGCCCGCCCCCACACAGCUUACCUUGACAAUGUUCAUGAACUCAUAUAAGAUCACAGCCCCUCUUCUCCGGUCAAUAAUCUACACUGUCUCUGGGGACGUCGCUCGUGCAAAGGUCGCUGGCGAGCUCGGCAGAGAGAUGGUGUUUGAUUUUGACAUAAAACAGAAUGAGCACCACGUGCAGGUCAAGGUGAACAACAAGCCACAACAUAUCUCUCUGUUCAAGAUCCCGCCAACAAAUGGGCGCAUCACAAGUACACAAUCGGCAGGAGAACAUUCCAUAGUCGUUUUUGCUUCUAUCGAAGAGGUGGAGCUGGAUGCCUCGAAUGUUUACAGUUUGUUGAGCGCCCUCAAUCGACCAGAGAUCUCGAGCACCCUGUCGGAACUGCAGCAACAGGGCAAAACAAUUGAGGCGCACCUGAAUGAGAUUUUCGACAGGACAGAAACAGACCAAGCAGUAACGGCUGAGAAGAAAAGUCCUUCUGUCGUCUACGAGGUCCACGGUACCCUCGCUGGAUUGAAGAUAUUCGGCGCGACGCCACUCAGCACCGGCACCGGCAUGUCUGCAGGCUUGAUGUUUGGUCUGCAAAGUGUGCACCUCCACCUUGGUAACAAGGCAGACAAGGGAAAGGUCUUGACCAGUCCAGCAUUCCACAUCAACCUCAGAAAGAUCAUGCUGAACAUUGAAAAGGGUCCCAUGGGGGAGCUGAACUCGUGCGGCAACAUGGAGUUUGCGGCUUUGCUAACAGCGAGCAACCGCGAGGCAGACGAUGGGACAGAGUUGAGGUCUUUUGAUUUCAAAUCUGACGGGUUUGAGCUUAAUUUCUCAUCGGACACUGUUUCAACAGUCAUCGAAGUCAUCGGCUACAUGGGAGACAAGAUCAAAGACCUGGACACCUCCCGAGAGCUUGAAUACCUCCGAAAGCUCCGUCAGUCGCGACCCAAGAUCAUCAUCAAUGAUGACGAAGGCGAGGCUGAUGAGGCAGAGACCGAUAUUUUUGACGCAUUCCUAUCGUCCAUCAUCUACUCUUUCGAGGUCAAGAACAUCAAGCUGUGUUGGCUCGUCUGUGGCGCAGGCCACCAGUCGACUACGGGUGAAGAGGACCUCGUGCUGUCCUUUGAAAGGGUCGAAUUUGGCACAAGGCAAAAGAAGAUGGCCAGGCUGCUCAUCGAAAACCUCCAGCUCCAGCUGGUGCCACCAGAGCAAGACAAGAUCAUGCGCAGUGCAAACUCGGCCCUCAUGCCUGAAGCUGUCUUCAAUAUUGCGUAUGUCUCGACGGACCAUACCCGCAGGCUCGCUUUCCAGGCAGUUGGAAAGUCCAUCGACCUUCGCCUGACAUCGGACUUUAUCAUCCCUGUCAAACAUUUACAAGACUCUAUCAGCCUGUCCAUGAAGAACGUUCAGCAGGCAUCUGAGACUUGGGCGCCCAUUGUUCCGCCACGUGAGAAGGCUGUCGAGGAUACUUUGGAGGAGCAUUCUCGUCCGAGGAAGUCUAUAUUCGGCAGCAAACGACUUGAAUCGCUUCUGAUCGAUGCUGAUUUCGCUGGUGCCGUGGUUCAUCUGUCAGCGAAGAAGCUUGACAGCGGAAACGGUGCAAACUGGGGACACUCUAAACGCAUCAGUAUGGCAGGCAAGUACGGACAGUUCAGCGGUGGAGACGGUGGCAGUGGAACCGUUUUGCGCACGCCCGGCCUUGCGCUCAAGGCAGAAUACCGAGACAGUGGCAGAGAAGAGCCUGCGGUCUACGGUGAACUCAAGGUCGAUGGAUCCCGCAACAUCCUGUAUCCGUCAGUCGUACCCCUUAUUCUUGACAUCACAUCAAGCAUCAAAGAUGUAGUCGGCAGCGAUACUCCACCGCCGACGCCGGGGGCCGCUCAGUCACCAGCGAGCGACAAAUCAGGCUCGGAAAAGGGUCUAGAGGAAAGCAACAUCCUCACAGCAGACCCUAGCGCUGUCCUUGGAGGCGUGAGGCUCAAUCUCGGUCUCCGGAUCUGCCAGCAAGAGUUCACACUCAGCUCGCAGCCCAUCGGACGAGUUGCGGCCACCAUGUCCUUCGGAGACAUCUAUCUUACGGCAAACACCGUGCACUCUCCCGAUAACGGGAAUUUCUUCGCAAUAUCAGGUGUGUUCAGCGAGUUCAAGACCGCCGUGCAGCACGUCUACUCGCGCGAGUCAACUGCCAAGUUCGAGGUCGACUCCAUUGUCCUCAGCUUAAUGAACAGCAAGCAUGUCAGUGGCACUAGUGGCAUAUCUGCGAUCAUCAAAGUCAGUCCUAUGGCGAUGGCAGUCAAUGCGAGGCAGCUGCAAGACUUCUUGCUUUUCAGAGAGAUUUGGCUCCCACGAGAUGUCCGCGCCACGCCAGCCGUGCCAAUUGCCAAGGAAACCUCGGACAUGUCGCAGGGGCAUCUCAUGCAACGAUAUCAGCAAGUCGCAGCAACAGCGGCGUUCCCCUGGACCGCGAGCUUGUCCAUCGAGGCACUGAACAUCAAGGUCGACCUGGGCCAGUCUUUGGGCAAGUCGGAGUUCUCCAUCAACAACUUCUGGAUCUCCUCCAAGAAGACCUCCGAUUGGGAGCAAAAUCUCUGCCUUGGCUUCCGCGAGAUCAGUGUGGACUUCAAGGGUCGCCUCAGCGGCUUUGUCACACUGCAAACGUUCAAGCUGCGCACUUCCAUUGAGUGGCCUGAGCGGAAACAAGCCCUGAACAAGACCCCACGAAUCCAGGCUUCAAUAGGCUUCCGCCAAUUUAGGAUGAAGGGCGCUUUCGACUACCAGGCGUUCCUUGUUGCCGACAUCACCUCGAUGGAGUUCCUGAUGUACAAUGUGCGCCAGGGCCGAGGAGAUCGGCUUGUGGCCAUCGUCGACGCUGGAGCGGUUCAGAUAUUCGGCGUAACGUCAUCAGCUGCGCAGGUUGUGGCACUCUGGGAGGCCAUCCAGAAGCUCAUCGCGGAAAGAAGGGCAGGGUUCGAGAGUUCGCUCAAGGACAUUGAGAAGUUCAUACAGAGACGCUCAACUACCGCGACAGGCGCAGUCCCUCCCACGCCGAAGAAGUUGCCGGAGACUGAAGUCGUGUCAAAGUCGCCCAUAUCUCUGGACACGGAUGUGAUUGUGGUGCUCAAGGCGCUCAAUCUCGGUGUGUUCCCGAGCACGUUCUCCGAUCGCCAAGUCUUCAAACUCGAAGCCAUGAACGCUCAACUGAGGUUUGCAGCCAGCAUGGAGACGCAGCGCAUUCACAGCGUGUUGGGACUCACGUUGGGCCAGCUGAGAAUCGGUUUGGCCGGUGUACGGAGCACUUCCACGACUUCUCCAUCUGUCAACGACCUGUCCGUGGAAGAUGUCGUACAGAGCGCCACGGGGAGUCGAGGUGGAACGAUUCUGAAAGUACCCCGAGUCGAGGCCGUGAUGCAAACCUUUCAAAAACCAGACUCGCGCACCAUCGAGUAUAUAUUCAAGAGUGCCUUUGAGGGCAAGGUUGAAGUGGGCUGGAACUACAGCCGCAUCGUGUCUAUUCGCGGCAUGUGGGCCAACCACUCAAGACUGCUCGCCCAGACUUGGGGCCGCGAGAUUCCAGCCCUCAGCGCCAUCAAAGUCACUGGUGUGCCAGAGCUGGACAAGGCAGAUGGGCAGGACAAGAACAACGGCGGCAGCCAGGAGCAGCAGCAAAAGAUCACGGCCGAAGUCAAUGUGCCCCAGAGCAAGUUUGAGUAUAUUGCGCUCGAGCCGCCCAUCAUCGAGACGCCACAGCUCCGCGACAUGGGCGAGGCCACGCCUCCGCUGGAGUGGAUCGGCAUCAACAGGGACAGGCUGCCGAACCUAACGCACCAGAUUGUCAUUGUGAGUCUGCUGGAGCUCGCGGGAGAGGUCGAGGAUGCGUAUGCCAAGAUCCUGGGCUCGUCGUAGGAAGGCCGCCGGGAGCCGGCGAGACUUGGCCUUUUUGUGUAACCAGGCUGCAUAUCAUGAUGAGCAGUCUACUGAGUAUCUGACCACCUCAUUACUCUUUAUUCGCUUUUCUCUUAUUCCUCUUCUCGAUAGACUGCACCAUCGGCAUAGCUUGGCGUUU
This is a messenger RNA of Microdochium trichocladiopsis, 10174 nucleotides long. RefSeq lists its product as uncharacterized. The coding region runs from base 352 to 10014 and encodes 3220 amino acids. Gene Ontology annotation, biological process: fermentation. The transcript is spliced from 3 exons. NCBI's taxonomy places the organism in Eukaryota, Fungi, Ascomycota, Sordariomycetes, Xylariales, Microdochiaceae. Gene Ontology annotation, cellular component: membrane. The record is from RefSeq and is a predicted model, not a curated record.